Trichechus manatus latirostris (Florida manatee) is the source of this 1200-nucleotide messenger RNA. It is a transcript of the gene VASH2, whose product is annotated as vasohibin 2. The record is from RefSeq and is a predicted model, not a curated record. Gene Ontology annotation, cellular component: cytoplasm. Lineage: Eukaryota; Metazoa; Chordata; Mammalia; Sirenia; Trichechidae. Bases 109 to 861 code for a protein of 250 amino acids. The transcript is spliced from 7 exons. Gene Ontology annotation, biological process: regulation of angiogenesis.
AGCAGCAGCAGCGACGGCCACCGAAUCCGCCGCCGGGAGAGGCUCUGCGGCCAUGAAGCCGACCGGCCGGAGCCUUCAAUACCCCAGGUCCCAAACUACAGGCUGUCGAUGACAAUCCCAGACUGGCUCCAGGCGAUCCAGAAUUACAUGAAGACACUACAAUACAAUCACACAGGGACCCAGUUCUUUGAAAUUAGGAAAAUGAGGCCGCUGAGUGGGUUAAUGGAAACAGCAAAAGAAAUGACCCGAGAGUCCUUGCCUAUCAAAUGCCUUGAAGCUGUCAUCCUGGGCAUAUACUUAACCAACGGGCAGCCUUCCAUCGAGCGAUUCCCCAUCAGCUUUAAAACCUAUUUCUCAGGAAACUGCUUUCACCACGUCGUGCUGGGGAUCUACUGCAAUGGCCGCUACGGCUCCCUGGGCAUGAGCCGAAGGGCCGAGCUGAUGGACAAGCCGCUGACCUUUCGGACUCUGAGUGACCUCGUCUUUGACUUUGAGGACUCCUACAAGAAAUACCUGCACACAGUCAAGAAGGUCAAGGUUGGGCUGUAUGUCCCCCACGAGCCUCAUAGCUUCCAGCCCAUUGAGUGGAAGCAGCUGGUUCUCAACGUCUCGAAGAUGUUGAGGGCUGACAUAAGAAAGGAGCUGGAGAAAUACGCCAGGGACAUGAGAAUGAAGAUCCUGAAACCUGCAAGUGCCCACUCUCCCACCCAAGUGAGAAGUCGGGGAAAAUCCCUGUCCCCCCGAAGGAGACAGGCCAGCCCACCGAGACGGCUUGGCAGACGAGACAAAUCGCCUGCAGUGCCCGAGAAGGUAGCCGACCUCAGCACUCUGAACGAAGUGGGCUAUCAAAUCCGCAUUUAGCUCGGCCAUAAUGGCCAGUAAGAGCUUCUGCAGCGCUUCUCUCUGCACUUCACCCAGUGUCUUCAGGAGGAACCGCAACUCUUAGCAACGUGUGGAUUUCAUUUUUCAGGAUUCACCUGGAAAUGGAAUCUGAGUGGGUGGUAACAAUGAACCUUAAAAACUUCACGAAGGGGCAACCAUGAAAAUACUAAAGAACCCCGCUGGGGUUGGGCUGUCCCCUCACUCGAGAUUUGAAGGAUAACAACCGUAAGUGUAGUUUGCAUUUCCCCAUCACCUACUUCCUCUUCCUGCUGUGAACGGCCUCACCGGUAGUCAGCGUUCCCGAAAUCCUCUCUCCCG